Molecule: messenger RNA, 2359 nt
Organism: Moneuplotes crassus
Lineage: Eukaryota; Ciliophora; Spirotrichea; Euplotida; Euplotidae
Source: the annotation of a GenBank genome assembly
GUACAUAUUAUUUGUCGAAUAAAAUAUAAGCAUAUAUUUAUUAUUUCGUUCAAAAUAUGAGAGACGCUCAAGUAGAUGUAUUCGGGACCAAACCUCCCAACUGAUCACAAAUUUCCCAAGAGGGAUCUUGAUUCUCCGCUGAAAUCAGCAAAAUAGAGCACAUCCCACCUAAAGGCUCCAACAUAAUGCCCUCAAAAGCGAUAAAUUAUCACGAAACAUCGGAUACGAAUGGUCAGGAGGGAAAUACUCAAAACUGUAUUGGUCCUUUCUUAGAAUUUUUCAGCUCCAGCUAUGAACACAAAAGUAUCAAAAGAAACACACCUGCUGAUGGGAGCUCCAAAAAUACUGACAAGUAUCAGAAUCCUUACCAGUGAAGGAUCGGACAGGCAUAUUCAGAGAAAUAAUGAAUUUAAUUACAGAGAUAGCAUGACUGAUGGAGCCAGUUCCUCUGAAAAUAGCUUUAAAGUUACAGUUGAAAUUGAUAAGGAUAAAGUUCAUUUUCGUAAUUCUCCCUCAAGUAACAACCAUUAUUACAUCUUGCAUGACCUCAUGAAUUCUACGAAGGAAACACAGGAGCGUGAUAGAGCUGGCAACUUUCAGAGAUCUCCUACAAAGACAUUCAAUAAGAGUAAGAAGUAUCGAAACGGAAGGUUUACUAUAAAAUAAAAUUCCUCUUGAAAGACCACCAAGAUUAGACUAUCCAGAUAAUUUAUCCUCAAAUACCAAUCAAAAAGAGAACAAAAUGCUAUUUAGAAAAUAAUGAAGAGGAGAAGAUAGGCCCUAACCAUCAGUAUAAUAAUCUUAGAAGAAUUGAUGACAAGAGUGAAGAGGCUAGCGAUCAAAUCGACCCUUUUGCAUACAAAGAAGGUGAAAACACCUAUUCAGAUGAUUCCUUCUUCAAGAAGGCAGUUCCAACAAAUGGGUAUCAUAUGAAAUCCACUGGAAGAAUGCAUAGGAAACUAAACAAGAUGGCUUCAAACCAUGUCAAACAUACAAAAUUGAAGAAGAGCCACCACAGUGAGUCAUACUCCACAAAAUACAAGCUAAUGCAAGGGAUGAGUCAAUCUAAUGGUGAAGACUCUACCAAAAAUCUUGACAUCAUCAAGCUCAAGCCUACAUUAGACCCCUUGUUCUCUGGCAAGAAGGAUUCUACAAGGAACAUGAACAUUAUUCAUGAAGAGGAAUAUCAAAGAGAGCCCCAAAGAAACCCUCAAAACUAUUGAGGCAAUAACUUGAUGAAAAAUGUGUACAAAGAAAAAACCACUAACCAGAUAAUUCAGGAAAUCCAAGAGCUUAACAAAAAGUCUAAAAACGAGUCACUCCAAAGUAGAAGAAUGGACUCAAAUCAGUACCCUAAUUAUGAGGGAGACCUAGAAUCUCCUUCUAUUCGAGAAGAGGAGGGUUCAGAGAUCCGAACAGACAAAAGCGAGUGAGAUGAAACAUCAGUCGUUAUGAAGGGACGCUUCAAGUAUAUCUCGAAGAUGUGUAAGAACAUUCAUUCCGAUCCUGAAGAAAUUAAAAAGCUUGAUGAUGAAACUAUUGAUGCAGACAAUUAUACUCAAGUUAAUAAUUUCGAACAAAACUAUGAUAAGCUUCAAGAAAACCCAUCCUUUCCAAGUCUUGACGAUAAAAAUUCAAAUAAAUUCCCUUACGUAAAUGGACUUUCUCGCAAAAGUUUCACAGAAUUUUCCCUGAGUAACAACAGGGAUCAGUUUAGCUACCAACCGAAUAGAAACGAGCUGAGAAGAACGCCUGUAUUCACAAUGGACCCUAACCAAUAUGCAUCAAAGCCUAUUCCCCCACUUUCAUUUGAAAGAGUCAAUAAAUACAAUGAGCUACAGAGUAAGGAAGAGGAGAGAACUCUGGAUGAACCAUUCAAUCUUAGUAGCAAAGAAGUAAAAGGCAGUCCCUGAAACUCGUCCUAUUUUGUUGAUUCUAUGUUAGAGAAAUAACAUUCCUGAGAUUCACAACAUGUCUAAUAGACCAGAAAGAGGGAGCUGCACUCAGUUUGUGAAUCAAAGGAUGAACCCAGCUAUGGGAUAUGAAAACAUUCCAAAUUAUCAAAAUUAUCCUAUUAGGACAAUGCCAAGAGCAAGUGCUGAGAUGUUCCCUAGACAUGACUCUACUAGGGAAGUAAUGGAUUUUGCUGCCCAAAGCUUCAAAACCAUGUUGGAGUCUCAAAAUUCACAAUUUGGUUACAUGAUGGAUUGACAUAACAAACUCAUUUCAAAAUUGAUUGACAAAAUUCCUAGUUCGGACUCUUCAGAGUAAAAUUAUCAAGAGCUUUCUGUCAGAAUAAAAGCAGGAGCGGCAACAAAAAUCUUAAGAACAAAUUAAUUAACGUUUUAAAUAAAAGUAG